ACGUUGGCGCCGUUCUCGCGCCGUUAGCGGGACGGUCGCUGUCGCUGUCACUGUCUCCUCACUGGGCUGUGUACCGGCUGCAGGCCUGCGGCCCAACUUCCCCACCUCACCCUGAGCUCGGUUUAAAGUGAACAGUGUCAGUGACCCGUUGCGCUUUAAAGAGACCGCGCACUUUGUUUGCUUGGCCUUUUGACAACUGGCAGGCGGGGGGAAGCCAGGCAGUCGCUUCAGGAUGCUCCAAAGCGUUGGCAUCAAUCUAUCAAAGAUGUGAAAAAAUGGGAUAGGGAAUGUUGCUGGAAAAUUCUUCAAAUUUCUUGCACAACAACUGCUGGUGCAGAACCUCGAGGACACUCGACUACAGGGGUACCCAACCCUUUUCAGGUAGUGGACACAUUUACUGAAGAAGCAAGAUGUCCAACAAAGAAGAAACCUGGGAAAAACUGGAUUCAGAAUUUGACCACUACUUGGUUGACAUGAAACCAUAUGUUCUGAAACUCCUACACAAGUCAGAGCGCCAGAGAUGUGCCCUAUGGAUCAAGAAAUUAUGUGACCCAUCUGGAGCUGGAGCAGGAGUAAUGGGACGCAAAAAUCGAAACAUGUAUGCCAAACUUUUGCUACACAUGCUGAGACGGGGAGUUCUUGAAGGGCCUUUCACACACAGACCAGAACCUGGAUCACUUAAAACUCUGCCUUCUUAUAUGUCAAUCUACUUUGAUGAGCCCAGUUUUACAAAGUCACCUGAUCAUCAAGCUGAGGGAAUACCAGACUGGGUUACAGGGGAACUGGGUGCAGGGGAUUCGAAGUCCAGUAGCUCCUGGAAAAGUUGCUCUAAAGAUGAUUCAUCUUAUGACUCCCCACGAGCUGCUCACAGGCGAAGACACACGUACAAUGGCAAGGUGGUUUCUGAACCCAGGCCAGUUGCAUCUUCUGAUGAGAGUGACGUUGAAGCGAAAUUAAAUAGCUGGAAUCUUGGGAUUGAAAACCCCAGAUAUUUACGGGAGAAACCAAUACCUCUGUCUCCGAUUUUACCUAAAGCAAGUCUGGGAAAUGUUAGCACAUUCGGCAAUGAGCGGACUCUGGUUCGAAUGCAUGAAAAAGAGAUAGAGAUGAAGACAAAAAUGUUGGAAGCAAAAUUCCAUGAGGAGAAGCUCAAGCUGCAGCAAAAGCAUGAUACCGAUGUUCAAAAGAUUUUAGACCGGAAAAAUAAUGAGAUUGAAGAGCUAAAGACGCUGUAUAGAAACAAGCAAAAGGAAGCAGAGGAGAUUACUAAGAAGCUGGAAAAGAGAGUUCAGAGCCUGGUUCGUGAAUCACAGGUUAUCCGAGAAAGUAAAGAGAACCAAAUUGUUGAGUUGAAGAAGAUGGCUGAGCAGAGUGCUGAUUCUUUAAAAAAUGAUUGGGAGAGAAAGCUACACAAUGUUGUAGCAGAACUGGAGCAAGAAAAGUUUGAACUUCAGAAGAAACACACAGAGAAUAUUCAGGAACUCCUCAAUGACACCAAUUCACGUCUCAGUAAAAUGGAGACAGAAUACGCUGCUCAGACUAAGGCCACUAACCAAAUGGUGAAAGAACUGGAGGCUCGUGUACAGCAGUUGACCGUGGAGGCUGAGAAUAGCACUUUGGUGCGACAGAAACUAACCCAGGAAAAAGGGGAACUGGAACAUCGUUGCCAGAUGAUAUGCUUGGAGCUGCAGGAGGUAAAAUUAAGAUACAGCUCUCUUCAGAAAGAAAAACAGCAAAUAUUGGAGGGCCAUGAGAAAACUGUAAGGCAGAUGCAAAAUCAGCAUGAUUCUGAGCUCAACUACGUAAAACAGGAGCAUGCACACUCAGCAGCUAAGGCAGCUGAUGUUAUUGAAGAACUGGAACAGAACAUCUCACAGCUGAAGAAAGAACUGCAGGAAAGUGAGCACCAGAAACAGCAACAGCUGAGGAAUGAAGCAGGAAGGUUUGAACGAGAAAAGCUGCAUCUGGAGCACCUUCAUGAAAAGAAGAUUCAUGCCUUUCAGACUGAGAGAGACCAGGAGAAAACCGAUGCAGUGAAACAAAUUCGGAAGUUGGAAGAAGCCUUUCGUGAAAAAGAAGACCAACUGACAAGGGUGGCCGAGAUGCAGAAGCUCCAAGCCCAGAAGGCGGACGCAGCUUUGGAAGAAUUCAAGAGACAGGUGGAACUGAAUUCUGAGAAAGUCUAUUCUGAAAUGAAACAGCAGAUGGAGAAGGUUGAGGCAGAUCUAAGUAGAUCAAAAUCUGUCCGAGAGAAGCAAUCAAAAGAAUUCUCUUGGCAGUUGGAGGAACUCAAGCAACGAUAUGAACAACAGAUAGUAGAAUUGAAGCUGGAGCAUGAGCAGGAGAAGACGCACCUAUUCCAGCAGCACAACGCGGAAAAAGACAGCUUGGUCCGAGAGCACGAACGCGAGAUAGAUAACUUGGAGAAACAGCUUCGCGCCGCCAUAGUAGAGCAUGAAAGCCAGACUCAGGAAUGGAGAAGGCGAGACUCGCAGACAAUUGCAGAGUUGGAAAGCCAGGUCCACCAACUACGUGAAGAACUUAUCCAGGUCAACUCACGGAGAAAGCAACAGCUGGUUGAGUUGGGACUAUUACGUGAAGAGGAGAAGCAGAAAGCUUUGCGUGAUCAUGAAGCUACUGUCAACAAGCUGAAAGCUGAGAUGGAAAGGAUGAAAUUGGAGUUGCAAAAGACAAAUGCUGCUGAAAUUGAACAUGCUGUGGAAAAGACCAGCAACAAGUUGAAGCAGAUUGAGAAAGAAUACAGCCAGAGGCUUUUAAAAUCUUCACAGACUGUAGCUGAACUUCAGACUACUAUUACAUCCUUAAGGGAAGAGAACAGCCGACAGCAGCUGGCUACAGAGAGACAGCUCCAAGAAGCUGUGGGAAGAUUUGAAAAUGAGAAGAGGCUGUUGAUUAGAGAUAAUGAUAGAGGUAUCAAGACUCUGGAGAACGAAGCAGAAAACUAUCGCAGCCAGAUACAGGCAUUAGAAAAGGAGAUACAAAACAAGGAACUGGAGACUCAGGAACAGAUCACUCAUAUCCAGCAAGAAUAUGAAAUGAAAAUUAAAGGCUUGAUGCCGGCCACAGUGCGGCAAGAACUUGAAGACACCAUUAGUUCCAUGAAGUCUCAGGUGACUUUCCUUCAAAAGAGGGCAUCAGUUCUUCAAGAGGAGCUAAACACCUACCGCAAUAGGAGAUGAUGAACCACUGGAUGAUUUCCUGACCUCACUCAUACCUUUAAUAUAGCUAACAUGGCACAGAAUGGGAUUCCAGCAAAAUCAACAAUUACUGUGUAAGGAUGAGCAUCUUAUGUGUGGGAACCAGUGAGAUUAGCAGCUGAAUAUCAGUAAUCUUUUAUUGUACUGAAGGUCAAAAAAACAGUAUUUCCCCACCAGUAUUGUGUCUCCCUCUCCGCUUUGUUUUGGUCCAAUCAGACAUGCUUUUAACAUUUUAUUUUUGCUUUUCAAAAUGUUUAUACACUUUUUUAAAUAAACUGUAUUAAUAAUCUGUAAGUCUGUACAUAUCAUUGUCAAUAUUUUCCUAUUAUUUAAGUCUGCAGUUCUUGUGUUAUUACUAGCAAUCAAGUUCUCAUUUAUAAUUGUGCUUUGUAUUGUAUUUCAUUUGUUUUUUUACAUUGCUAUGAUUUUUGAAUGCUAACAUCAUAAAAUUAUCUGUUUCAUG
Molecule: messenger RNA, 3681 nt
Organism: Carcharodon carcharias (great white shark)
Lineage: Eukaryota; Metazoa; Chordata; Chondrichthyes; Lamniformes; Lamnidae
Gene: cep112
Product: centrosomal protein 112
Exons: 29
Coding region: 411-3200 (929 amino acids)
Source: RefSeq, a predicted model, not a curated record